This is a messenger RNA of Aureobasidium uvarum, 2079 nucleotides long. The record is from the annotation of a GenBank genome assembly. Lineage: Eukaryota; Fungi; Ascomycota; Dothideomycetes; Dothideales; Saccotheciaceae.
AUGUCGUCCGACCUUCCGCGAACCAGCGACCUCACCACCAACGGCGACUCGAACGGUACCUCACACGAUGUAUCGUCCGUCGCGCCAGCCACUACGUCGGCCACGUCGACAGCCCCCGUCUCGAAACAUGUGGAGACGGUCAUGUACUCGGAUGUUCAUUGGAGUAAACACCCUUUUGAAUCGUCUCAAGCAAAGCAUUGCAUCCUCGCGCGUACGCUGAAAGCUACCACUUUCUCAACUGUAGAGGAGGACCAUGCCAAAGGACUGCGACGCCUGGUCAAGCAAACCACCGACAACGUCCACUCCAAGGAGUCUCGCCAGGGUUCAUAUGUCACCCACAUUGAAGAGGCUAUGCGCCUUCACGAUCGAAUCGCCGACAAUGGAAUGCAGUUCUCUCUGGCUCUGCACCAGAUGCACGAGGACCUGAACGAACUAUCACUCAACAUGGAAAAAGGGAGGAAACACUGGAAGCACGAAGGCUUGAAUGCUGAGAAGCGCGCCACUGACGCCGAGGCUGCCAUGGAAAAGGCAAAGUCAAAAUACGACGGCCUGGCAGAAGACUACGAUCGCGCCCGUACUGGCGACGCAAAGAGUUCGCGACGAAUCGGUCUCAAGGGCAUGAAGAGUGCUCCCCAGCACGAGGAAGACCUCCUUCGCAAGCUUCAGGUCGCAGACUCGGAUUACCAGGCCAAGGUUCAGGCAGCAAAAUCGCAGAGGGAGGAACUCAUCAAGACUUCGCGGCCCCAGGCUGUCAAGGCGCUGCAGGAAUUGAUCAACGAGUGCGAUUCAGGACUCGCUCUGCAGCUCCAGAAGUUUGCCUCGUUCAACGAGAAGCUUCUCCUAGGCAAUGGCAUUGCUGUGAGCCCGCUGCCUCCCACCGACCCCUCGGCGCCCGUUCAACACAGUCUGCGCGACAUUGUUCUCCAAAUCGACAACAAGGCCGAUUUCGACAACUACCUCUCUGGUCACGUCUCCAAGGUUCCCAACAGAAUCUCCGACAUCAAGUACGAACAACACUACACUCUACGACCAAAGCAGCAGACUCCCACCACAGCCAGCCGACAGCCUUCGUCGACGCUGCCAGGCCCAGCGCUACCUGAAACACCGCUUACAAACGUCCCAACGCAGCAGUCCACCUAUUCCACAUCACCAGGCCCAGUCCUUCCCCCCACAUCAGAAUAUCCGACCCAGCCUUCUUACGGCAACCCUGCAAGUCCUCCUUACCCCACUGACCCGCCUCAGCAAUACAACACUGCCCCCUAUCCCACCAGCCCAGGACCCUCCCGCGGUCUCUCCACCUCGACCCAGGGCGCCAGCAUUCCCUACUCUCCUGCGACACCAGGCGCCAUGGGAGCUCAGCAGAGCUUCUCUUCUCAGCCUCGGGCCAUAUCACCUGGUCCUGUUGCGACUGCUCUCCCACCCCCUCUGAAGCCUGUCUUUGGUGUUACCCUGGACGACCUUUACAACAGAGAUCAGACUGCCGUUCCCAUGAUUGUCUACCAAUGCAUGCAGGCUGUCGAUCUCUUUGGUCUCGACGUUGAGGGCAUUUACCGUCUCAGUGGUACAGCCAGCCAUGUCCAACAGAUCAAGGCUCUCUUUGACCACGGUAUGUUAGCCCCUGAUCUCGGCGUUGGUUCGACUUCUAACGAGAUUGCAGACUCGCAAACCGUCGACUUCCGCAACCCAGCUUCCUUCUACCAUGAUGUCAACAGUGUGGCCGGCCUCCUCAAACAAUUCUUCCGCGAGCUUCCCGAUCCACUCUUGACACGCCGCUCGUACAACAACUUCAUAGAUGCCGCCCGCAUCGAGGAUGCCACCACACGUCGUGACGCCGUUCAUUCCGUCAUCAAUGAGCUUCCCGAUCCCAAUUAUGCUACUCUCCGCGCUUUGGUCCUCCACCUCAACCGUGUCCAGGAGCAUUACGCCAAGAACCGCAUGUCCACUUCAAACCUAGCCAUCUGUUUCGCGCCGUCAUUGAUGGGCUCGCAUACUGGUCCUCAGAUUGCCGACGCAAGUCUGCAGGCAAGGGUUUUGGACACGAUCUUGACCAACACGUUCCAGAUCUUCGACGAGGACUAA